This is a messenger RNA of Cuscuta campestris, 1744 nucleotides long. NCBI's taxonomy places the organism in Eukaryota, Viridiplantae, Streptophyta, Magnoliopsida, Solanales, Convolvulaceae. The record is from the annotation of a GenBank genome assembly.
GAAGAACAAAGCGGAAAACCCCUUUUCAUCCCCCCCUGAAAAGCGAUUCAAGGUCUCUGGACUUUUCAGUUUGGUUUUGAAUGGAUCUUCGUCCCAGGAAGAGGCAAUCCUUGUCUGGUUUCACCGAAGAUGAGGUACGAAGAAUGGACUCCAUUCUUCAGGAUUCCAAAGCAAAUGUCUUGGACCAAGACUUCUGCAAGAAAUUAGCAAAGGCGUUCAACCGGUUCAAGGGUCGAACUAGACAACCUGUUGUGAAGUGGAUGGAGAUACAAAAUUGGUUUAAGAAUAGGCAGGAAAUUUGCCUCGAGAAGGAUACUCCAGCAGAUGCUACCAAAGUAUUGCCUGAUGUCCCAGAGUCACACCCUUCGGACAAAGAAAAAGAACCCUCUAAUAUGCAAAAAGUUUUAUCCUCUGCUGAAAAAGCUCCAGACCUGUCGGAGCUAGAAUUUGAAGCUAGAUCUUCGAAAGAUGGGGCAUGGUAUGAUAUUGAUUCUUUUAUCUCACACAGAUAUCUAAGCUCAGGGGAUGCUGAAGUUCUUGUCAGAUUUAACGGGUUUGGAGAAGAGGAGGAUGAAUGGGUAAACAUAAGGAGGUCAGUCCGUGAACGUUCUAUUGGUUUGGAACAUUCAGAGUGCAACAAGGUGAUGGUCGGAGAUAGUGUACUGUGCUUUCAGGAGAAAAAUGAUCUUGCAAGAUACUUUGAAGCUCGUGUCACAGAAAUCCAAAAGAGACUGCAUGACAUAAGAGGUUGCAGAUGCCUGUUUGUGAUUCAAUAUGCUCAUGAUAACACCCAGGAAACAGUUCGGUUGAAAAGAUUGUGUUUCCGGCCAGGCAUACUUGUUCGCCUACCGGAGACUUAGCACUCCAACACCCCUAGGGGACAAGAGUCCACCGGAAUUCACAAAAUGGUCAGUGUUUUUUUUUUUUGUUUUGUGAGGUACCAAAACUGUGAAGCACCAUCACAUGCUGUCUACAUUUGUGCAUAACAGACAGCCAGAAAAUUUUGCCAUGAAAGUAUUGUGAGUGAUGGAGUUUCAUGAGAUUACCUAGCUGACUUACCCAUGUUUUUUUGGGGGGUUUGGGGGGUGGGGGGAGGGAUUAAUAAUGUGGCAAGAAGGAAGAUCUAAAUUGACCCAAACCCGAAAUAACUCCAACAUGUUAGUCCCCUCUAGUAAAAAUGGAACAACAAACUUGGAGAUAGUAGAGCAAUUAGUUGUAUUACAUUUAGUGUUAUGAAAUGCAUUCAUAAUAUGCAGCCAGGUUUAUACACGAUUCCAAACAAUCCAUAGAAUAAUAGGGACCAAGAUAUACCCAGCACACAGUAUCUAUAAACCAUACUUGUGGAGAAACCACAAAUUGCAUGGUUCACAAAACCAUCAAUGGUCACCUAUUCUGCUUGCAUUUCAAUUGUAAUUAUUGUUCAAACUAUACAGACACCAGUCAAAAGGACCCCCCCCCCCACCCCAAACACCCACCUCUAAACAGCCACAAUAUACUUUCCGGUACAUCAACAAAAUGGUAGUAAUCACAUGUGCCAUUAAGAAAUCAGUGCAACUCUCCAAAGAUUGACGGGGUUAGCCGAGACAGUUGAGGAGGAUCAUGCAUUAUUAAGCACAUACAUGUCAAUGGCUAACAGCUUACAUCUGUCCAUGAGAUAAAGCAAAACUACGGUGUGCUUCAUGACACAGUUCGCCCAUAACAGACAGAUGCAAUGUAAAGGUUCUUUGCCCAUUUAUCCUGCAGA